UUAGCCACGGAUGUAGGCCGCGCAGUACCACGCGGAUAUGCGCGCUAAACGCAGCCGGAGCGAGUCCUCCUCGGUCGGAGAUACGAUAUUUCGAUUCGAUCGUAGUGGGAGGCCAGGACAGGAGAACGGGGGGGAGGCGGUGCGACAGAUCACCGGCGAUAGGAACGAUAGGAGCGAUCACUUGGAAACUUCAUUCGACAACAAAAGGUCAGAGGAUGCAUAGAAUCCACCGAGAAAAAAACGCAGUGUAAUUCACGAAGUCGACUAUUUGUCGCACAAGAUCAGCGAGUCUUCGAGCGAUGAGGACAUCGUGUCAUCGUGGAUAAUCGGCCACGUAACAACUGCGGGGCAUUGCGUAUCGCGACCACUCAUGUCGUUCUCGCGAGGGUAGUUUUUGCGCAUCCCACGGACGCGCAUAUUCCACCGGAAAAAAGGCUAGAUACUAGAAGUUCAGGCGGCAACUUUAAGUCCCCCGUGAAUAAUCGCCGGCGUCCCAGGGGCGAGAAUCUCGACGUUCAUAACGACGCGCGGUAGUCGACCGAUGACUGUCGCAGCCGGCCGAAAGAUUGCAGAAAAUCCGGCCGGGCGACGAGAUAAAUUCUCUCGCGUGUGCCGCGCGGACGUGCAAAACAAAUUAAAAGAAAGGGAAACAGAAAGCGAAAGAGAAAGGAGAGGGAAAAGUAAAAAAAAAACCCCGGAAGAACGGAGCUUGAAAGUGCGAGAGGUGGUCGCCCGAGCACGCUGAUAAACGCUGAGUAAUGGGGACGCAAAUUACGUGCGAGGAAUACCGCGUGAGAAAUGAGUGCCCGAUGCAAAUUCUUCUGGCCGCGAGGGCGACGCGGCGACCGGUAUUGCCGGAUACUGUAACUCCGUCUAAACGAUUUACCGCGACCGCGUGGACCGAGGACAGGUCCACGAAGCAAGUCGACCGUCCUUCGUCGUCUCCGUGACGGCCCGAGAGGAGACACGUAAUCCCGGGGGAAUUAGCCAAUUAGUACUGCCUGGUGGAGGAUCCGCGCUAAGUUAAUACAACGACGUGUAUCAACACAACGGAGAUCAUAGGCAGAUUACGUUGCUCGCCGGCGUCGAUGGCUCCCCGGCGCUCUGUGCUCGCUACGGACCCAAGGUAUAUAAUCCGCGGGAUACAACAGCGCGUUACGAACGUAUACGGAAUUUUCGACGGAUUACUCCGCGGCAACUCGAUGGCUUUUAACCCCGGUCCCGCGUUGCAACAGCGCGGCGGUGAUAUCAGGUCUGCGUAGACUGCGCGACAUCGCGAGUCGGCGUGUACAAACUUGGCGGUACUACAAACCGGCGUGUAUAGUCUGCACAAUAGGGAGUGACUCGGCAAGUAAGGUGUCUAUUCGGUCUCCCCGGCAUCAAUUACACCUCGCUUCCCGGGGUUUGUUCCCGGGAUUGACGCAGACUCGUCGCCGACGAAGUGACUGUGCGAUUAUUCGAGGAACAUACGCUCGGCUUUAAACGGAGGAAGUGGCUUCGCGCCGCGUAGCUCUCGAGAUCCGGCGUAUCGGCGCGAGCGCGCACCUUUAAUCCUUUCGGUGCGCGGAGUUAUUAUAAUGCUAUAAAUACAAUAUAAUGUUAAUUUUCUCUUAUCGAACUGGUUGAUACGAGACUAAGAUAUACAGCUGGCUGGAAAUGAUUAUCAUAAACGUCUAACAGAGAAGAGAAUUCGGUACCAGAUUUUGUAACGACAUAAAGAAAAAAGUAGCGUCAAAGACGUCUUCGGACGAUACAAUUUUGCGGAUUAGUAUACGAAUAAUAGUACAAAAUUCCUUAAGCCAUCAUGAAAUGGUAGAAAGGUGAUUAUGGUGAGAGCCAUCACGGACUAAGCCAUCCGAAGAAAGUGCGAAUGCUUCGGAGUGAUAUAUUUCGUAACGUAUAAAGAAUCAAGAUAAACACUUCGGGAACGAAUCUUCGGAUUUGCCUGCGCGAUAUCGAAAGAACGUCGAGUGGUCAAGUCGUAGUUGCGCUCGCCAGGUCUGGCGAGCGCGAAAGCUUCGCGCUCCGAACUUUCUUCGCCGAAGAUCAAACGGAGGAUCAAAUAGUUACGAGGAACGGGAGUACAUCUCGCGAAAGUUUCUCGAGAGAAGGGAGGGUGCAAGGGAGUCGCGUGUUGCCCUCCUCUCGAGAGGCCGCGCGCAAGGCGCAGCCGAUCGUCGCGGACAAUCGGUCACUCGUCGCGAUCCGCUCUUUGUGAUACACCACGCCAUACCGUUCGCGGAGAAGGAAGAAGACAAGUGGCACGAGUGGAAAAGGAUGAUGGCGGGGUCGGGGGUGGGCGGUGUCGGCGGUGUCGGGAUGCUGAGAACCAGGCGGCGGGACGUCAGCGUCAAGCCAAAUAGAAAACUCGACCGGAAGUCCUCGAGGGGGAUGAUUUACGAGAACGAGGAGCUCAGACUGAGGACCAUUCACAUCAAUGCCGAGGUGGAGCAAGGCCAAAACGAUAUUAAGAAAUUGCGCAGAGAGAACGAGCAGCUGCGUAGAGAAAUAUGGAGUCUCAGGGACGAGUACGACAAACUUGAGGAUAUUUUGAAGAAACAGAAGAACCGCGAAAGCGAAGAGUACGAGGAUCGCUCCGAGGAGGAUGACGGCCUGCAGUCGGACUUCUCCUGCGAGGAAGACGAAGAGGAGUACGAAGAUAAUGAGAAGACGGUCAAGGACUUGAACCAAGAAGAACAGCUAGAGAAUGCGGAGAAUCAGAAGAUCUCUUCCGAAAAGAUGAGCAGCAAUAUGCACCGACUUCACGUGGAGUUCGACGAUCUGUCGGUAGUUGACGAGGAAGAGGAGCCCAGGAGAGAUAAGGACAAGAAGGAGACGACACCGGAGAAGGAAAACGAGGCUGUUGGGCAUCCACCCCCGCCGGUCCUCAGUCCCCGGCAACUUCACGAGAACAUCCCGUUUUAUCCCGCCACGUACGAGCCAACGAGUGCUUUCAGCGGAACCAGUUAUUACACCGAAUGCCCGUUCGAGUUUCCGAGUACGAUGGAUUUAAUGCUAUCCGCGGAUACGUCCGCGUUAUUGGCUUCGCCAUACUCCGGAUUACAGCCUGAUCCAUUGAUCCCGCUGGCCAACUUGGACGCCGCAGGUCUGGAGAUGGCCGAUCCGACCCUACCUCAAAUUCACGUUCCGCCGGUCGGUUGGCAGAACGACGUGGUUUCUCAAAACCAAGUGCCUACUUAUACGGGCGGCAUUGCCCCCGUCACACCGGGGGCAGAAAGGCCAAACUCGCACCCGUUAAUAGUUUCCUCGUUGGGAAGCUCAGUGCCGGCGUCUAACACUUUCGGCUUCUUCAAGAGGAGGAACGCAAGUACGAAACAACCCACGAAACUCCAAGAGGCAUCAGCUACUUCACGAACGCAGUUUCCGUGUUCCGAAGAAGCGGUCGGUAGAAACGUCUGGAACGUGGAUUCUCUUGGAUCAGCUGUGGCAAACAGAGAACAGAAUAUGCAGCGAGUUGGGAAUACCGAAGAGACCACCACGAUGUUCACGGUGCCGGAAAAACCUAGACACUUCUUCGCACCGCAGCCUUUCAAGCUGAAUAAACAGGAAGAAGAAUCGCCGACCGCCAGUGUAAGCCACUUCGGAACCGGAACUAGUUCGAGUAGCGGCAAAACAGCGUCCACGGUGAUUUCUAGGACUAAUCCUUUCGUAGGAUUAAAAGGUUCAGCGGACAUUUACAUAAACGGCGCGAUACCUUGCGAAGACGCUACGAGAGAUAAGAAUGACCCGAGGACAUUUUUGAGUACAGAUAACUUAUUGAUCGCGGACAGCAAAACUGCCCUGGAUGGUCAAUUGACGAAAUCGUUAUCCUGCCAAGAUCUCACGAGCGAUUCUCAGAGUGUCGCGCAACAAUUAAAACUAAAUCACGCUGAGUCUCAGAUGCUUACGAAAAGCGACAAUACUCUGGACAAUAUGAGCGGUUCCUCCAGUAAACCGUACAAGAGUCAUCUGAACGUGACGUUAAAGAUACCGCGAGUCGAGCAAGCAUCGAGUCCAGAGACACCAGAGAUACCCAACCUACCCUCGAUAGAUUACCGUCUCUUUAGGAAUCCUUUUCUAAGAAACUUUGACAAGAUCCGUCCCAACUAUCAAGUAAAAUCAAAUCCUCCUCCCGCCUCGACACCGCUUUCUAUUCAGGUGAACGACGACGGUCUCGCUUAUCCGUAUCCUAUGCCGGGUUACGGUCGGGACGUUCACCUCAACGAGAGAUUUCGUGCCGCACACUUGCCGGAUCAAAGUCGAUUGCUGAUACCCAGCGACCAAGUAAUGAGCGGCAAGCAGGAUAUUCAAGUGACUUCCUUCGAGAGGCCGAGCCCUUGCAACCUCGUACCUUCCGCCGCGCCUUACGAUCUGACGAGUUUGAGAAGAUUGAACGCGAAUCGAUAUUUGCAGAAUCAGAAUUUGUACCAGAACAUUCCCUACGCAUCGCGAGGACCUGGUCAAUUUUGUUCCCAGAGGUGUGGGAUAAUGUAUUAUGAUAACGUCACGAAAGUACCGGCGCAAACGCAGACGUCGAUUGACGGCGAUUCGCAUCACGAGGACGAGGAGACGAUCAGCGCGCCGAAUUCGCCGAACGGACAGGGGCGGAGAAAAAUCGCCAAGAAGGAUAAAGCUUUGAUCAAGGAUCCGAACCCGCUAUCGCCGACGGCACAGAGAAAACUGAAGAAGCAGACCAGCGUCAUAUCGACGGACGCGCUCGAUUCGCCCGGGAAAAUAACGCGGAAGAAACCGAGGAGAAUGAGCACGAUGACGUCCGACGCGCAAGAGAACAAGAACGAAAGCAGGUCGUCGUCCUCGGGACAAGAUUCGCCGCGUAAGGAUCAAAAUCGAAGGAUGUCCGUUUAUAUCAAUUCUAAAAGACGAUCGUCUCAAGCGUCAUUGAAAACCUCGAGGAGUGGCAGUGUCGAUGCCAAAGACAAGUUCACGGACGGUACCGCGCUGAAUUUGGAACGGGAAAGAACGAACUCGGUCAGUAGUCGAGAAAUCACCAACGUGAAAGCUCGCAAGACUAGUACCAGCAGUGGUAAUGUGCCAUGGUGCGCGUGUUGGGGGAACGGUUGCAUUUAAUCGAACCUGAACUUUCAAUCCCACUCGAGGAUGUAACUAAGAAAGUAGAAUGAAUACAACAAGUGAGGCGUUGACUAAUUUUAAUGUAUUAAAUAUCAAUAGUUUACUUCAUUAGUUAAUUAGUAGCAUUGAUUGUUGUAUAAACGAUAUCAAUUAUUUUGUGAGCGACGUUUUAUUUGUUAAACUAAUCUCUAUACCUGAAAAAAAAACUACCGAGCUCGUCUGUGCGUCUUAUUUAAGACUACAUUGAGUUAUGAACUGUAGAACAUAUUACUAUGCUGUUAUUAUUCAUAUCAAUCUCAGAAAUGAACAUUCAUUACUCAAUUACGCCAAAGAAAAAAUUGGAUCGUAUACUUCCAGAUCAGCGAUCUUUUUCCAUUGAGAAGAUUAAUGCGCCAGAUGCAUUAUUGUUCGUAUCACUGAUACCAUCUGGAUAUCUCUCAAUAGUCUGAUCUCGUAUGCAUCUCGCGAAACAUUGAAACGAGAAGCUAUCGCUUGAAUCGGACGCAGUGGCCCUUAUUUAUUUAAGACAGCUGCGAUUUGUGUCAACAAUAAAAUGUUCUUGGUACUUUCUGGUCUACGGGCCGAGAGAGGGCUAGGUCGACUGAAUAAUUCGAAGGGCAAAUACCAAAGGGAAAUGCUGAUGGGCCGCGGAAUGAAUUCAGGAAGGAAGGCCUUAACUUCCCGUUGCUAGUGUAAGGGAACCGCCAUUGUAGCCGGUAACGCAGGUCGUAAAACAAGCACAGACAACGGUACUAUGGUGUUACUAACGCUGUCACAACGGGGUGACAGUUGUAUCUAAACUAGUUCUGCCAAGAGACCAGGAAGACGGGCCUGCAUCCGCUCUUAAGGCAAAUUUACUGAGCAAGCGCAAGCUUGUCCUAAGCACGCGUGCGAAUAAUGAUAUACAUUCUCGGAUUAUGUAGCUCUUCUAGUAGCGAUUGUUUACGAUUAGAUUUCACUAACGAUAUGAAAGUUGGCGGUACACUUACAUUAGGCACUUUAGGAGACCUUUUAGGCUGUUAUGUUGCUAUAUUUUAUAAAAGAAUCUAUUUUUACAAAAUAGAUAUCUCGCGAAUAUACAACUUAAAAUCAAAACUUUAUUUUUAAAAGUCUUGUUAUAACUAAAACUGUUAUCGUUAAUUGUCAUUUUUACUAGCGCAUUAGUUACUAGUUAUUAUAAUAUUUAAAAUAAUACUUUAUAAAAGUAUUAUUUUAUGUGCUGCGAAACUAAACAAAAUAUUAUAUACAAAAUAUUGUUUCUAGUCAUUUAACAUUGUCAUGUAUUUUAUUGAGUUUUAACGUUUCAAUGUAUUUUAAAGAAUUGCAACGAGAGUCUACCAGUAUGCGGCAACAAGUAUUCUACGCAUUUACAGCAGACAAAUUUUUUAAAAUAAUAAUCACAUAAAUGUAUAUUAGUAAUUGCACGCUGUAUUAGACUAGUAUACACUUGUGUGUAAUUUGUAUAUUUUGAUAAUUAAUUUAUAUCAGUAUUUAUAAUAUUUUAGAUUUAUAGAUAUAUCAAUGUUAGAGAGAUUCUAGAAAAAUUCUUAUAUAAGGUGUGUGUUUUAGCAACGCAUUGUACUUUUAUACUUUACGCGUUAUAAAAUACAACAUCGAUGUAUUUUGUAUUCGAGUAAAUUAUUACUUCCUA
This is a messenger RNA of Vollenhovia emeryi, 6742 nucleotides long. RefSeq lists its product as uncharacterized. The record is from RefSeq and is a predicted model, not a curated record. The transcript has 5 exons. The coding region runs from base 2278 to 5088 and encodes 936 amino acids. NCBI's taxonomy places the organism in Eukaryota, Metazoa, Arthropoda, Insecta, Hymenoptera, Formicidae.